AUGUAAAAAACAUUAUUAGUUGCAGGAUUGGCACUCCUUUUAAGCACAAUAGGCUACAUCUAAAAUCAAUAAUCUGUUGAUGAAGUCUCCAUGGUUUAUGAAGGAUUUAAAUAGAAAUUCUAAAAGACAUACACAUCAGCUGAGGAAGCUUACAGAAGAGGCAUCUUUGAAUAGAACUAUGCUAAAAUUUUAGCUCACAAUGCUGACCCAACAUAAACAUAUUAAACUGGUGUUAAUCAAUUCACCGAUAUGACUUAAGAUGAAUUUGUUGCCACCUAUUUGACCUAUACCCCACCUGAGGGAUGGUAACCAUCAGAUGAAGAAGUCGUUUAAGAAGGUGUUGCACCAAAUGACUCAGUUGAUUGGAGAUCAUCAGUUCGUGUUAAGAACCAAGGAAGUUGCGGUUCUUGUUGGGCCUUUUCUGCAGUUGGUGCUGUAGAAGCUUUCUUCAAAAUCAAAAAAGGAGCAGAUCACAAUUUAUCUGAAUAAUAAUUAGUUGAUUGUGACAAGGCAAGCAAUGGAUGCGAUGGAGGAUAUCCAGAUAAAGCUAUCAAAUAUAUUGCAGCUAAUGGAUCUUAAACUUAAGCCGCCUAUUAAUAUACUGGAGUAAAGGGAACAUGCAAAAGCGCAACCGGAUCAGUUAAAAAUUCAGGUGUUUCAACCAUUGCCAAAUCAGGUUUAUAAGCCGCAAUAAAAGACUAUCCAAUUUCAGUCUGUGUUGAUGCUUCAAAUUGGAGUAACUAUAAAUCAGGAGUCUUCAAUAAUUGCAACAAGAAUCUCAAUCAUGCAGUUAUGGCUGUAGGUUAUGAUGCUUCAGGUAAUUGGAUCAUCAAGAACUCUUGGGCAACUAGUUGGGGAGAGAAAGGUUUUAUGACUUUAUAAGCAGGAGAUACUUGUGGUGUUACUUAAGUGGCUGUCAAAGCAAUUUGA
Paramecium tetraurelia is the source of this 930-nucleotide messenger RNA. RefSeq lists its product as uncharacterized. The transcript has a single exon. The record is from RefSeq and is a predicted model, not a curated record. NCBI's taxonomy places the organism in Eukaryota, Ciliophora, Oligohymenophorea, Peniculida, Parameciidae. Gene Ontology annotation, cellular component: lysosome. Gene Ontology annotation, molecular function: cysteine-type endopeptidase activity.